Fukomys damarensis (Damara mole-rat) is the source of this 2430-nucleotide messenger RNA. RefSeq names its product M-phase phosphoprotein 10 (gene Mphosph10). The coding region runs from base 339 to 2384 and encodes 681 amino acids. Gene Ontology annotation, biological process: rRNA processing. The record is from RefSeq and is a predicted model, not a curated record. The transcript has 11 exons. Gene Ontology annotation, cellular component: nucleus; Mpp10 complex; small-subunit processome. NCBI's taxonomy places the organism in Eukaryota, Metazoa, Chordata, Mammalia, Rodentia, Bathyergidae.
GAAGCCGCCCUUUCUUCUGCUGCACCGCCAAAUCCUUGAAGCCCCCUGUUGCAUCUAAACCAGAAACGUCAAGUGACGAGGACUCAUCACAGGUGACUUCUCAGGAAUCCAAGAGAGCAAAAGGAGAAAAUUCAAAGGCGUGUGCCCCGCCCCAAUACGCACGCCCAGCGAUAAUUCUUGUGCUGCCAUUGGCUCUGGCCGUGGGUGUUCCCGGAACCUUUGCUACGCGGAACCUUGUGCUCUGGGCUCCAGGUUGCUGCAGGGGAACCUUUACCUUGCAGUUUCCUUUCGGCCCUCUUCCGGAGCAUGUGGCGCGGUUCCUGGAGUUGGUGACAGCAAUGGCUCCGCCGGUUUGGCGUCGACGGACCCUGGAGAGGUGUCUGAAAGAGAUCAGUAAAGCCACCAAGCAACCGGAGCGUUUCCUCACGAUUCAAGAUGGAUUAGCAUCAAACUUCACUUCUUUAACAAAAGUUCUUUAUGACUUUAAUAAAAUAGUGGAGAAUGGUAGCACCCCUGGAAGUCGUUUACAAAAACUUGUGAUAAACAAUUUUGAUGAUGAGCAGAUUUGGCAACAACUGGAACUGCAAAAUGAACCAGUUCUACAGUACUUCCAGGAUGCAGUUAGUGCAACAAUUAAAGAUGAAGGCAUCAGUCUUCUCCCAGAGAAUGAAGAAGUGGAAAAUGAAGAGGAUGGUUCAGAGAUGGAAGCUGAAGGCCAGGAGGACCUGGAACAAGACUUGGAAGAAGAGGAAAUGUCAGAUGUGGGUUGUGGUGGUCCUGAAGGGGAAGAGAGAGCUAGAAACUCGAGCAAAGUUGACCUGCGGGAAAGCCCAGUUUUCAGUGAUGAAGAUUCUGAUCUUGACUUUGAUAUCGGCAAAUUGGAACAACAGAGCAAGGUUCAAAACACACUGCCUAGGAAACCGAGAGAAAAGUCCAUAGUAGAUGAUAAAUUCUUCAAACUCUCUGAAAUGGAGACCUUCUUAGAGACCAUGGAAAAAGAGGAACAGAAAGAGGAAGACAAAGAUGAGGAGGAGGAAGAAAAUAUUGACUUUUUUGAAGAUAUUGAUUCUGAUGAAGGUGGAGGACUGUUUGAAAAUCAAAAACUUAAGUCAGUUAAAAGUUCCAGAAAUCUGAAAUACAAAGAUUUCUUUGAUCCAGUUGAGAGUGAUGAAGACAUAUCAAAUGUUCAUGAUGGUGAGAUGGGUUCAGACAAAGAAGAAGAAGAAAAUGUUGAAGAAGAAGCAGAUGAAGAAUGCAUUUCUGAAACGGAUGAAGAUAAUGACUUUGAAGAAAGUGAAGAUGGUAAACAACAUAAAGAAGGCUCAAAAAGAGUGACCUUUGCUUUGCCAGAUGAUGAGGAAAAUACAGAUACAGAUGUAUUAAAUGUAAAGGAAGAUUCUGAUGAAAUUAAGUCCUCUUUUGAAAAAAGACAAGAAAAGAUGAAUGAAAAAAUUGCGUCCUUAGAGAAAGAGUUGUUGGAAAAGAAGCCUUGGCAGCUUCAGGGGGAAGUGACGGCACAGAAGCGACCUGAGAACAGUCUGUUGGAGGAGACCCUGCACUUCGACCAUGCCGUGCGGAUGGCACCUGUAAUCACAGAGGAAACCACUUUCCAACUAGAAGACAUCAUCAAACAGAGGAUAAGAGAUCAGGCUUGGGAUGAUGUAGUACGUAAAGAAAAACCUAAAGAGGAUGCUUUUGAAUAUAAAAAGCGCUUAACAUUAGACCAUGAGAAGAGUAAAUUGAGCCUUGCUGAAAUUUACGAACAGGAAUACAUCAAACUCAACCAGGUAAGGAGGCCUGUAAGGCAAAGCUAUUAUUAUGAAAAGAAUCAAGAGAAGAGAAAGAGUAUCUUCUUAAAAUUAGAUGCACUGUCGAACUUCCACUUCAUCCCGAAACCGCCAGUGCCAGAGAUUAAAGUGGUGUCCAAUUUGCCAGCGAUAACCAUGGAAGAGGUGGCCCCCGUGAGUGUCAGUGAUGCGGCCCUCCUGGCCCCUGAGGAAAUCAAGGAGAAAAAUAAAGCUGGAGAUCUAAAAACAGCUGCUGAGAAAACAGCUACAGACAAGAAACGAGAACGGAGGAAAAAGAAAUAUCAGAAGCGUUUGAAAAUAAAGGAGAAGGAGAAGCGGAGAAAGUCACUUGAAAAGAGCAACUCACAUCAGUCAGGGAAGCACAGCAAAGCAGUAGCUUCAGAGAAGCUGAAACAGAUGACCAAAACUGGCAAAGCCUCCUUGUUAAAGGAUGAAGGAAAGGACAAGGCUCUGAAGUCCUCUCAAGCAUUCUUUUCUAAGUUACAAGAUCAAGUGAAAAUGCAAAUCAGUGAUGCAAAAAAAACAGAAAAGAAAAAGAAAAAAAAGGAUAUUUCUGUCCAUAAAUUAAAGCUGUAAUAUAUUUUGAAUAUCAUGUAUAUAUUGUGUAAGCUACUUGUGACUG